AUGGCUGCGAUUAGGAAGAAGCUGGUUAUCGUCGGAGACGGGGCUUGCGGUAAAACCUGCCUGCUCAUCGUCUUCAGCAAAGAUCAGUUCCCGGACGUGUAUGUGCCCACUGUCUUCGAGAAUUACGUAGCUGAUAUCGAAGUCGACGGAAAACAGGUCGAGCUCGCUUUGUGGGAUACGGCCGGUCAAGAAGACUACGACAGGCUUCGACCACUUUCCUAUCCUGAUACGGACGUCAUUCUGAUGUGCUUCAGCAUUGACUCGCCCGACUCGCUAGAGAAUAUUCCCGAGAAGUGGACACCUGAGGUGCGACAUUUCUGCCCGAAUGUUCCGAUCAUCCUCGUCGGAAACAAGAAGGACUUGCGCAACGAUCCGGUGACCAUCCGUGAGCUGCAGAAGAUGAAGCAGGAGCCGGUGAAGCCCGAGCAGGGCAAGGCGAUCGCCGACCAGAUCGGCGCUUACGCGUACCUGGAGUGCUCAGCUAAGACCAAGGAUGGAAUUCGCGAGGUGUUCGAGAAGGCAACCCAGGCGGCCCUACAACAGAAAAAGAAGAAGAAGAGCAAGUGCGUCAUCCUC
Messenger RNA from Mesorhabditis spiculigera, 576 nucleotides. The record is from the annotation of a GenBank genome assembly. NCBI's taxonomy places the organism in Eukaryota, Metazoa, Nematoda, Chromadorea, Rhabditida, Rhabditidae.